Poecile atricapillus (Black-capped chickadee) is the source of this 5813-nucleotide messenger RNA. RefSeq names its product fizzy and cell division cycle 20 related 1 (gene FZR1). Bases 481 to 1962 code for a protein of 493 amino acids. The transcript has 15 exons. Lineage: Eukaryota; Metazoa; Chordata; Aves; Passeriformes; Paridae. Gene Ontology annotation, molecular function: ubiquitin ligase activator activity; protein binding; anaphase-promoting complex binding. Gene Ontology annotation, biological process: positive regulation of ubiquitin protein ligase activity; positive regulation of anaphase-promoting complex-dependent catabolic process; anaphase-promoting complex-dependent catabolic process. Gene Ontology annotation, cellular component: anaphase-promoting complex. The record is from RefSeq and is a predicted model, not a curated record.
GCGGGCGGGGCGCGCUCCCGUCGUGCCCCGCGCGAGGGCGGCCGCCAUGUUGUGGAGCGGCGGGGCCGGCGGGUGCUGACGGAGGAGGCGGAGCUGGGCCGGGCCGGGCCGGCUGGUGGCACCGGCGCCGGAGCAGUGCAAGGCUUCCUGCGCUGCUGAGGACUUCAUGAUGUAUUUUGUAUUUUCUGGGAGCAAGUGUGUCCCUCUUAUUUAUGGAGCAUCAUGGUGAAAAGGUGAAAUAAUGACCACCUGCAAGCAAUAAAAAAGGGGUUUCAUUGUGGUGAUUUUCGAAGAAAUCCCCUGCUGAGUGCAUGGUUGUCAUGUCUGCUUGGAUAAGCUUUGCACUGCCAAGAGACAAUGAUAUGCUGCAGUGGGAUGUGUAUUGAAUGAAAACAUCAUUUAUGAAGCACACUAGUUACUGCCUGGACUUCACAAACAUAAAUUCCUGAGCCUGCUGAUCUCUCCAGCCAGCUUCCCACCAUGGAUCAGGACUACGAGAGACGUCUCCUACGCCAAAUCAACAUACAGAAUGAGAACACAAUGCCUUGUGUAGCAGAGAUGCGAAGAACCUUGACACCUUCCAAUUCUCCAAUGUCUUCUCCUAGUAAGCAUGGUGACAGAUUCAUUCCCUCAAGAGCUGGGGCCAACUGGAGCAUCAACUUCCACAGAAUAAAUGAAAAUGAAAAAUCACCAAGCCAAAACAGAAAAGCAAAGGAUGCUACAUCAGACACUGGCAAAGAUGGCCUUGCCUAUUCUGCCUUGUUGAAGAACGAACUCUUGGGGGCAGGGAUUGAGAAGGUGCAGGACCCCCAGACAGAGGACAGGAGGCUACAGCCAUCCACCCCAGAGAAGAAAUCUCUCUUCACUUACUCGCUCAGCACAAAACGCUCCAGCCCGGAUGAUGGCAAUGAGGUCUCACCGUAUUCCCUGUCUCCUGUCAGCAACAAAAGUCAGAAGCUGCUAAGAUCACCUCGAAAACCAACUCGGAAAAUCUCCAAGAUUCCUUUCAAAGUGCUGGAUGCCCCAGAGCUGCAGGACGACUUCUACCUGAACCUGGUGGACUGGUCCUCUCUUAAUGUCCUCAGUGUUGGCCUUGGGACUUGUGUUUACCUGUGGAGUGCUUGUACAAGUCAGGUAACCCGGCUGUGUGACCUCUCUGUGGAAGGCGAUUCUGUGACAUCCGUGGGCUGGUCAGAGCGGGGAAACUUGGUGGCUGUCGGUACUCACAAGGGCUUUGUACAGAUCUGGGAUGCAGCUGCAGGAAAGAAGCUCUCCAUGCUGGAGGGUCACACAGCCAGAGUUGGUGCCUUGGCGUGGAACGCGGACCAGCUCUCGUCCGGGAGCCGGGACAGGAUGAUCCUGCAGCGGGACAUCCGCACCCCACCCCUGCAGUCUGAGCGGCGGCUCCAGGGACACAGGCAGGAGGUCUGUGGGCUCAAAUGGUCCACAGACCACCAGCUCCUGGCCUCUGGAGGGAAUGAUAAUAAGCUCCUUGUCUGGAAUCACUCCAGCCUGAGUCCUGUCCAACAAUACACAGAGCACCUGGCAGCAGUCAAAGCCAUUGCCUGGUCCCCACACCAGCAUGGGCUCCUGGCCUCGGGUGGGGGCACAGCUGACCGCUGCAUCCGCUUCUGGAACACACUCACGGGGCAGCCCCUGCAGUGCAUCGACACUGGGUCCCAGGUGUGCAACCUGGCCUGGUCCAAACACGCCAAUGAGCUGGUGAGCACCCAUGGAUACUCCCAGAACCAGAUCCUCGUCUGGAAAUACCCCUCGUUAACUCAAGUAGCAAAGCUCACAGGGCACUCUUAUCGAGUUCUGUAUCUGGCAAUGUCCCCUGAUGGGGAGGCUAUUGUCACAGGAGCUGGAGACGAAACCUUGCGCUUCUGGAACGUCUUCAGUAAAACUCGCUCAACAAAGGAGUCUGUAUCUGUGCUCAACCUCUUCACCAGGAUACGAUAAACCCCCUCCCUGUGCCCCAGGAACCUACAGCCUGACAUUCCAGGAUCAGACCACUCCCUUGGUGUGCAUGGACCCUCGGAGCCCAGCCAAGGGGAGGGAGAGCUGUGGGACUGGAGGAGGACCCAGCUCAUUAAAUAUGUGCUUGUGAACCACAGGGCUGGGCAGUAUUUGGGAUAGGGUGGGGAGGGGAGGGAACUGCCAAAGGUUAUUGGAUUCAUCCUUCAUAAAGGGAAACGGGUAAAAGAGAAAUGUUAACCCAGCAUCAUCCAGCCGUUGGGAUGGUACUGGGGAGGACUCGUGUGACAUGGACCAUUGAGACUGGACUGAGGCCAUCCUCACUGCCAUGGUGUGCCUCCUGCGAGAGAGGAGCAUAUCCUUGCUGCUGUGGGAAGGGGUUUGACAUGCUGCUCUGUGUCAUAGAGUGACAUCUCUAGGGACAGGAGCCAGCCAGACUGGUCCGGUACAGCUGGUGCAAGGGGCACAGCUCCAGGCUGGGCAUCUAAGGGCUUUGUUCAUAGCCUGGCAUCCCCAUUCCAGGAAGAAACUGGAGAACUGCCUAUUUUCCUUUUUUUUCUUUAUUUUUUCCCCCCAGACAGGUACUGUAGUACUUGACAUGAUCAUUCCAUAAGACAGCUUGAUUUUUUUGGCAUGCUUGACAGCUGCCUCCGAACAAAUACACUUUGGGGCUCUAGACUUUGGAGGAGACUUGAAAAAGCUUCACCUCUAAGGGAGCAGGAUUGGGAAGUUCUGCAGUUGGCUGUUUCAUAUUCUGGGCUGAUCGUGGGAGUUACCAGAGAGGAGAAGUAAGUACUUUAUAAAAAAAGAAACCCACCCAACCACCUGUGCAUGUGGAGCUUCUUUCACUGCCACCAGGUGGGGUGCCUUUGCUCUGGAGUCUCCCAGAGGCCAAAAGCAGUUGGGAUGUGUUUGAGAACAGAAACAAAUCCUGAAGUUUUGAUUUUUGGGGUGAGCAGGGCCUCUUCUGGCUGGAAGAGGGGUUCUUCUGAAGCAGGGCUGCAGUGUUGAUUUUUUAUUAUCUCCAAGUCCCAGACAGGGACCUGCUGUUGAGUUUUGGUGUGUGGUUUGGGAUUUUUAGAUUGUGUGGGACAAGAGUUUUGGCUGAGAGUUGGAGUCCAUGGAACGUAACACAAAUGCUCUGUCUGUGUUUGUUGCUUUUAAUUUAAGAGAAGCUGGGAGGCUGUGCUGCCUGUUCCAUCUGACCCAUGCCUGUGCCUACCCUGCCCUCUCCCAGCGUCACUUCCUGUUCCCAUGUGGAAUUCCCUGGCUGUAUAUAUAGACUUGUCCUCUCUCUGUACAUUGCAUAGGUGGUGCUUUCUCUUUCUUUUUUUAAUCUGUUGUUUUGUCUUCUCUCCCUUCUUUCCCUAAAACCAGGCAGUAGGAAUAUGAUUGUCUGUCCUCCCCAGUACCACCAGUAUCCUUGGCAUGAGCCAAGGUGUGAGAAGGCCAAUACAGCCUUGACCAUACGUGCCAUCACAGCAGUGCCUGGAUCAGGCUGGUGGUGCUGUGCCUGUGUUGCACAUACUGGGAGUCACUGGUGAGGAGCUGGUGUGCUGGGAGUCCCGUGGCAGUCUCCCAGGCCCACAGGCCACUUUGUCAUCUCACAGUCUCACUUGCCACCAAAAUGGAAUUUCCAUGGAGUUUCUGAAACACUGAGCUCAACUGCCCACUUGUGGGCACUGUUCCACAUCACCAUGGGUUGGGAGCACCCCAAAGCACCCAGGAGGUGUUAAAUUGACUUGCAUCAUUAACUUAGGGAAUGGGUUUGAGACAAAGGGUCACCUGAAGCAAGAGGUGGUCUGUUGUGGGUGUCAUCACCUGGGGAAAGAGCUGUUUAGGGGGGCUGGGGAGAGGCUGGUGCCUCUCCUCUACAGGAGGUUGUGCUGUAGAUUUUCCUGUUGUGGAUUGCCUCCUGCUAAAUAGCACUGUGCAGACCCCCAGGACACACUACUUUCUCCUCUGAAGGUGUAAGUGCUUGGAUUGAGGGCACACAGGAGGUCUCAGCCCAUUCUGGAGCUGGAGGGAACCAGGCACCCAUGUGGAGUGCAGUGAUGCUGUGGUGAUGAUUAGGCUCCCCAGUGCCCUGGGGCUCCAGAGGAGUGGAUUUGCCUCUCACCCUUUGAUGGGGGAACUUCCUCAAGGAGUCCCAGAAGCUGCUGGGGGGAGUGGCAGUGCUGUGGGGUGGGCAGUGCCAGGUGGGCACUGCAGCCACUGCCCAGUUCUCCCAGCUGCAGAGUAGGGAUAGCUCCUCAUUGCUCUGUCCCCACCAUUGUCCCCUCUUGCUAAGGACUUUUCCAAACUACAUCUUGUGUCUACAUCUCACUUUUCUGUCUGCCUUGGGAGCAGGUUGGCUCGUGUUGGCUUCUCUUAUUGCACUUGGCAGGGAGGCUGGUGAUUCCCAGGCCGGGGUUAGUGAUUCCCAGGCCAGGACUGUUCUGUGGCCACACGUGUUGGUGACAGAGCGUGGCAAGAACAGGCUGCUCACCCUGAUCUGGCUGUCAAAGCCCACUACAGCCCCACUCCCAGCUGCCAGGCAGGAGCUCCCAGUUGUACCUGUGUGGAGGUGGGUGUGUGCAAGUGUCUCAGGGUGAUACUGUCACUGUCACUGGCUGCUCAAGAGGGAAAAGGACAGGUCUGAGGUGAUGUGUCAGUGUGUGUGACCUGUGGGCACUGGCUCAGGCACAGGGUUCUCCCAGAGCUGGGUGACAGAGUCUGUGGCAUCGUUGUAUCCCAGGUGUCAUGUGAUCGAAAACAAAGAUGGAGCACGCUGUAAUUUUUUCAUGUAAAGCAAUUGAACUGGCAUUAAACAGGUUGUGAAUUUAUUUGGAUUGGUCUCCAUGGCUCCGCUUUGAUUCUCCACAGCGAAGGAUGCAGCAAGGCCCCAGGGUCUCCACCCCACCUCUGCAGGUACCAACUUUCUUGGCACAGCUCUCACCUGAGGUUUAUUGCUCCCUGUUUGCUUUCCUGCUGCUGGCAAAGGGCACAGCCCCGCCCCUUCCCUGCCCUGUACCCCUCAGCAUGGCAGGAAGGAGGAAAAGUGGCCUCUGGCCUGGCACAGCCCCUCCUUGGGCGGGGAAUGGCUGCUGUGAGACCCCUCUGUCCUGCGGGCCCUCGAGUGAGGAGUCCUGCUGUCCCCAUGCAGGUGGGACCCUCACAUGGGGCGGCAUGUCCUCCCUGGCACUGUAGCCCUGUGGACAGGGGACACCUCUCCAGUGGGGUACAACCCUGUGCCCCCACGCCUGUGCCUUUUUCCAGCCCUCAGGAGGGACAUGAAACCCUGGUAGCUCCCUCCCCACAGUGACUGGUGUCUUAUGCUGUGCAGCCUGCUGCUGGAAGACCCCCUGGGCUGGGCAGUGUGGGACAGAGCUGGUCCAUGGGGCUGAGCAACAGGAUGAGGAGGGGGAGGAUCCCAACCUUGGCAUCACCCACUGCUACUGCCCAGGCACAGAGCUGAGUUGUGGGUUCGGGGAAGGAAUGGCCAGGAAAUGGCAAAGAGAAAGGACCUGUCAAUGCCUGAGUUUCCCCACCUUGGUGCUUGGGAGAAGUCCCAGGGCCCCUUAACUGGUCCAGAGUGGGAUUAAGCUCCAGGGCUUUGGGCUGGGUGGAUCCUUCUGUGAGGUGCAGGUUCUGCUGUGCCCCCAGCUCUGCUCCCACCCCCAGCUUAUGCUCAGAACCUGUGGGAGCCCAUUAUCCCCACCAUGUACCUGUGACCCUGCACCUGCUGGAACCCCUUCCUUUGGCAGGUGAGCCCUGUCCUAGGGAAGGAGCAGGCUAAGAGCCAGGGCCUGGCCAGCUGCAGGGCCCUGGGGCUCCCUGAUGCACCCUCACCACCC